This is a messenger RNA of Manis pentadactyla (Chinese pangolin), 8740 nucleotides long. RefSeq names its product senataxin (gene SETX). NCBI's taxonomy places the organism in Eukaryota, Metazoa, Chordata, Mammalia, Pholidota, Manidae. Gene Ontology annotation, molecular function: transcription termination site sequence-specific DNA binding; helicase activity. Bases 482 to 8392 code for a protein of 2636 amino acids. Gene Ontology annotation, biological process: termination of RNA polymerase II transcription. The record is from RefSeq and is a predicted model, not a curated record. The transcript is spliced from 26 exons. Gene Ontology annotation, cellular component: nuclear body.
UGAUGAGCUGUGGUGUGGAGUGGGCUGGCGGCAGACGCUGGGUCGAGCGGGGUGAGGAGAGCGGCGGGCUCGGGGCUGCAGGCCCGAAAGGAGUGAGCAUGCGCGCGGGGCCGCGGCGUAAAACCGUCGCGGUGUGUGCGGUGCAGGUGGGGGAGGGGUGGCGCGCGCCCAGCCUCUUACCUCGCGGGGUCACGGCCCCGGAGGCCCCCGCGGUCUGAUGGCCUGUCCUCUGGAGCUUUCUGCACCCGGGGGUCCCGGGCGCACUGACCCCCCCCCCCCCUCUUUUUCCGUCGUCUACACUGCGCGCUGGUGGGAGCUGUUUUGCUCUGGAAAGUGCGUAGUUCCCUUGCGGAUAUGAUCUUUUGGGGCCAGAAUCUGGGUAUAUAUGAAUGUAAACCCUCACCCAUUCACAAAUAAGCCCAGGAAUGUCAACUGAGAGGAUCACUUCUCUGUAAGCUAUUAGCCCAGUCUUAGGUGCAGAAUGAGCACAUGUUGUUGGUGUACGCCAGGUGGUGUUACCACCAUUGACUUUCUAAAGCGCUAUGCAUCCAAGACCCGCCCCAGAGAAUUUCGAACAGCUGAUGAAGACCUCUGCUACUGCUUAGAGUGUGUGGCUGAAUACCACAAAGCAAGGGAUGAGUUGCCAUCUUUGCAUGAGGUUCUAUGGGAAUUAGAAAUCUUACGUCUCAUAAAUCACUUUGAAAAAUCCAUGAAGGCAGAAAUUGGAGAUGAUGAUGAAUUAUAUAUAGUAGACAACAAUGGAGAGGCACAGCUCUUUGACUCUACUGGCCAAGACUUUGAAAAUAAGCUUCGAGUUCCUCUUCUUGAAAUACUGAAAUAUCCUUAUCUGCUUUUGCAUGAGCGUGUUAACGAAUUAUGUGUUGAAGCCCUGUGUCGGAUGGAACAAGCUAAUUGCUCCUUUCAGGUUUUUGAAAAACAUCCAGGGAUCUAUUUGUUUCUGGUCCAUCCCAAUGAAAUGGUUCGGCGUUGGGCUAUCCUGACCGCAAGGAACUUGGGGAAAGUGGACAGAGAUGAUUAUUACGACUUACAGGAGGUUUUAACGUGCCUUUUUAAAGUCAUUGAGUUGGGGCUUUUAGAAAGUCCAGACAUUUAUACUUCUUCUGUCCUCAAGAAAGGGAAACUGAUUCUUCUGCCCUCACACAUGUAUGAUACUACCAACUACAAAAACUAUUGGUUAGGUAUUUGCAUGUUGCUGACCAUUCUUGAGGAGCAAGCCAUGGAUUCACUGUUGCUGGGGUCAGACAAACAGAAUGACUUUAUGCAGUCAAUACUUCACACCAUGGAGAGGCAGUCAGACGAUGAUAGCAUGGCUCCCUUCUGGCCAGCGUUACACUGUUUCAUGGUGAUUCUGGAUCGCCUUGGCUCUAAGGUCUGGGGUCAGCUUAUUGAUCCUAUUGAGGCCUUUCAAACCAUUAUCAACAAUGUGAGCUACAAUAGAGAGAUCCAGAGUAUACGGAACAGCUCUGUAAGGACCAAGUUAGAACCGGAGUCAUAUUUGGAUGAUAUGGUGACUUGCAGCCAGAUUGUAUACAAUUACAAUCCUGAAAAGACCAAAAAGGAUUCAGGGUGGAGAUCAGCCAUUUGCCCAGAUUAUUGUCCUAACAUGUAUGAAGAAAUGGAAACAUUAGCCAGUGUGCUUCAGUCAGAUAUUGGCCAAGACAUGCGUGUUCAUAACAGCACGUUUCUGUGGUUCAUCCCUUUUGUUCAGUCCCUGAUGGAUCUUAAGGAUUUGGGUGUGGCUUAUAUAGUGGAGGUUAUUCAUCAUCUGCACUCUCAAGUCAAAGAUGUCCUCAACCAACCAGAUGCCGGGUGUGACAAAGUCACUGAAUUUUUUCUUCUCAUCUUGGUGUCAGUGAUUGAGCUGCAUAGAAAUAAAAAAUGUUUGCAUUUGCUGUGGGUUAGUUCCCAGCAGUGGGUGGAAGCUGUUGUGAAAUGUGCCAAGCUUCCUACCACUGCAUUUGCACGGAGUUCUGCAAAAUCAUCUGGAAAUUGCUGCAAAGGAACAACCAUGAUAACAUCUCUGUCAUUGCAUUCAAUGCCAUCUAACUCUGUACAGCUUGCUUGUGUGCAGCUGAUUAGAAGUCUCCUAAAAGAAGGUUAUCAGUUUGGGCGGCAAACUGUCUGUAAGCGAUUCUGGGAUAAGCUCAAUUUAUUCCUGCGAGGAAAUUUAUCUCUAGGUUGGCAGUUGAGCAGUCAGGAGACCCAUGAGUUACAAAUGUGUUUAAAGCAAAUUAUUAGAAACACAAAGUUCAAAGAACCUCAGUGUAGAACUUUAGUGGACCUGAUUCCUUCAUGUAAAACCCCUCCUGUGUCUUACAAAGAAGAAAAAGAACAGAUAGGGAAGAAGUCUAAAGAAGACAUGAACUGUCUGAAAAAUUCAAGCCCAACAUUUUCUAAUGAAGAAUUGAAAGCUGAUACAUAUCAGGUGCAAGAGAGAAUAUUGAUCAAAGCAGGUAACAAAUUAGAAGAGGAUAAUGGGCAAAGUUAUAUAAAAGAUUUGAAACCAGAAAACAGUCUCUCAGCUGAGUUAUGUUUAAAGCAAAGUAGUAAAAGCCUUUUUGCUGGAAGAGCUCAGGAUAAAGUUAAAAUAAGUACAGGGGAACAGAAGUCUGUAAGAGAGAAUUGUACUUCAAAAAAUGGUCCAGAAAGGGGAUAUGACAGAGGGAUAAUAAUGUCAUCAUGUUUGCCAACUGACCGUAGCAGUGAUUCUCUGGAGAUGUCUGCGUCAAGUGAGGAUUUCUCCUUAAAGGAUGAUGCUCUUGGCAAAACCUCAAAAGCAAAAUCUAAGACACAGAAAGAUGUAAUCUGUGCUAAAUUAUCACACGUAAUAAAGAAGCAACACAGGAAAAGUGCUUUGGUCAAUAAUGCCAUCAAUUUAGAGGAAAAAUUGGCUGUAUCUAAUAUUGAGAGCUUUUGUGCAAGGAAAGAUACAGGAGGCCAGAAAGGGGAUGGUUUCUUACACAGUCUUUCUUUAGAAACUAAUGGGAUUCUGGAUGAUAAAAAUGGAGGAAAAAAACGGCUGGAAAAGAAACAACUGAAGAGUGAAGCAUUAGAUAAUUUCUCUUCUCAUGAAAACAGUUAUCAAAUACAAGACCAUCAAGUUGGUAAUAAAGAUUUAUUCUCAUUUACAGAAAUGACCAAUACUUGCAUAAAGAAAACAUCUUUGAAAGAGCCUAUGACUGCAAUUCCAUCAACAGAUAAAAAAAUCAGCAAGAGUACCAAUCUGCUUUCUUCUGACUGGAGAGAACAGUUUUCCAGCAUUAUUCCUAAGUCUGACACCUUGACAGAUUCUCAGGUAGACAGAGACCUCCACAAAUUAUCUGUAAUAGCUCAAGCCAGGGCUACUAAGUUUCCAUCAGGUUCAUCUCAUAAAGGCUUAUCCGAGCUACAAAGAAAAGUAAAAGAUGAUGAAAGGUGUCAUGGACAGGUUAUUAUUAUUUCAGAUUCUGAUGAUGAUGAAAGAGUUCUGGAUUUAGAGAAACAUGUUAAACAAGAUAAAGAGAAAGAAUGUCCAGAGCAGCAUUCUUCAAUACCUAAUGCGAGUAUGGAAAAGAAGCUAAUUAAAGAAGAAAAGACAAAGUCCUUUUUGCAGCUUGAAGAAUCUGAUUCUCAGCUUUUUGAGUUUGAAAGUCCACAUGAAGUAUUUUCAGUUUGGCAAGAUCAGAAACCAGAUAGCAAUGGUUCAGUUCAAGAGGAUGAAAAAAAUUCAUGUUUGACUCACAUAGCUGACAUCACAAGUGAUUGGGGUUGUGGUACAAAUUACAUAUCUGAAGAGGUUAUUAAAGUAACAGAAGGCAUUAAAGAACAUGCAGAACCACAGAGUGGUAGUAAUUCUGGGGAAUUUUGUGAGACUGAAGCAAAAAAACAUAAGAGAAAACGAUUUGAGGAAACUAUGACCAAAGACCCUCCCAGGCCUUUAUCCUCUGACAAAAAUGAGGAGCAGUCUGAUAUUCUUAAUGAGAGAAACCUGAAUGAAGAUGAUUUUAAGAAUGUAGACAUAAGGGCUACAACUCCUGAUUCAAAUGUUCAGAGAGCCACUAUGGUUCCAGUAAGGAAGUCCUCUCCAAAAGUUCGCACUUACUCCAAAUCCAUUAGGAGAGUCCCAGUUUCUAAAACUCCUAAGAAAGCACGUUCAGAUACCAAAAAAGGGCAGAAUAAAAGUUCAUAUUACCUCAGUUGUAGGACAACUCCUGCUAUCGUACCACCAAAGAAGUUUCGCCAGUGUCCUGAACCAGCUUCAACAGUAGAGAAACUUGGUCUAAAAAAGGCUCCUCGUAGAGCAUUUGAGUUGUCUCAGCGUUCGUUAGAAUAUUUAGUUCAGUUACGUGACCAUGGCAAAACUGUUGGAGUAAUUGACACCAAAAAAAAGACUAAAUUAAUUUCUCAGGCUCUCCCUAUCAAAAAUAAUAAUGAACUGCUGACGAGUCAAGAUCUUCAGUUGCGAAGGCAGGUGAGACCCAAAUCACCACAAAGCAGACAAAGACUUUCUGAUGAGAGUACAGAUGCUGAAAGAGCAAGACCAUGUGCAGCACUGAAUUCUGGCAUACUUAUGCCACAAUCAGAUGGGUCAGAGGUGAUUGCUAACGAUAAUGGAAAACAGUUAAUUAGAUGUGUGUCUUCUGAACCAGAACCCACGAAAGUAAGAUAUAUUUGUCAGGUGACUGACGAUGCUUGCCUUCUGAACCAGUGUGAUUUUGUAGCGUUAGAUCAAAGCAUACCAACACAUGACAUAAUUGUCUCUACUUCAGAGGACUCUCUAGGUGGGGGUUUAGCUGUGGCAGCUUUGAAAGAGGGAGAGCCUGAAAAAAAGAGUGAUAAAGAGGAUGAUAUAUUUUUAACACAACGUGAUCCUGAAGAUAUGGAUUUAUGUUCACAGAUGGAGAGUGAUAAUGAUAAACACAUUGAAAUAGUUCAUGGAAAAGUUAUGGUUCAGGUAGAAGAAGAUGCCGAACGUUGGCCUCAGUCGAAAUCUUUGAGUAGCACAAAAUGUAAGUUCAAAGAUUGUGUCGAAACCCCAAAAAACCAGGGUGAAUACUGCUCAAAACACUCUGAAGCUAAACCAGCAGAUGAAGAUUUAUUUCGUAAACCUAGCUUGCCACCUCCUGCAUCUAAACCUUCAAGACGUUCUACUGCUAAGGUUUUUAGCUCGAGAAGUACUUCACGAAUUGCUGAUCUUUCCAAGUCUUUGGAAGAUAGCCUAGUGCUUCCACCAGCUGUAAAAAAGAAGUCAAAUGGGGUACAGUCCGUUUUGAAAGGAUCACCUCCAGCCUCUCUGGUGUCCCAGAAGCUAGUGUGUCAGGUGAAGAGUUUAUGCAAUGUUCUUCAUGCUCAGACUCCAAGUAAUUCCAGCAGACUAGGUUACAAACCUCCAUUUGGUGAAAGCAGAUCUUUUUUGGCUUCUUCUCCAGUAAACAUUGUCUUGUCACCACAGUCCAUCUCUGACACCCUCGUUAAAGAGGUCUUAAAAUGGAAAUAUGAGAUGUUCCUGAAGUUUGACCCAUGUGGGCCUCCAGCAGAUCAUAACCAGUUCGUCUCAAGACAUGUGCCCAUCAGAUUUAAAGAUUGUGGAGAUUAUUUUGAUGUUUUUUUCCCUUUAAUAGUUUUGAAUGCUUUUGAAACGGUAGCACAGGAAUGGAGGAAGUCACCACAUAAAGAGAAAUUCCAUCAGUUGCAUUUACGAAAACUUCCUUCUGAUUAUAGAAAAUACUGGGAGUUUAUGAUUUAUCUUGAUGAAUGUGAACUAACUCAACAGCUUUAUCCAAAGGAAAAUGAUUUGGUGUUUUUGGUUCCUGAAAGACUAAAUGGAGAGAUGGAAAAUACAGAGAGAAAUUGCCUGCAAGAUCCCCACGAAUAUCAUUGUGGUUAUGUUAAUAAAUUUUGCCGCACUUCAGUCAUGCGUAAUGGGAAAUCUGAGUGUUCCCUUUUCAUCCAGACUCAAGAUAAUUUGGCAGUCAAUUUAAAUGAACUGGUAAAAUGCAUUGUAAUCAGUUCUCUGUUAACUACGCAAAGGAAGUUGAAAGCCAUGUCUUUGUUGAAUGGUCGGAGUCAACUGGCCAGAGUUGUUCUGAAUCCAAACCCCAUGGACUUCUGUACAAAAGAUUUACUAACUACAACAUCUGAGAGAAUUAUUGCUUACUUAAGAGAUUUCAAUGAAGACCAAAAGAAAGCAAUAGAAACUGCAUAUGCCAUGGUGAGACACUCCCCAUCGGUUGCCAAAAUCUGUCUGAUUGAAGGACCACCUGGAACAGGAAAAUCAAAAACUAUUGUUGGCCUCCUGUAUCUCCUCCUGACAGAGAGCCAGAGGAAGGGGCAUUCAGAUGUUAACUCCAAUGCCAAAAUCAAACAAAACCGAGUCCUUGUGUGUGCACCUUCCAAUGCAGCUGUGGAUGAACUUAUGAAAAAAAUCAUCCUCGAAUUCAAAGAAAAGUGUAAAGACAAGAAGAAUCCUUUGGGAAACUGUGGAGAUAUAAAUUUAGUGCGUGUGGGUCCAAUAAAGUCUAUUAAUAAUGAGGUCCUAAAAUUCAGUUUGGACAACCAAGUUAGCCGCAGAAUGAAAAAAGACUUACCUUCUCAUGUUCAGGAGAUGCAUAGAAGAAAAGAAUAUCUGGAUAAUCAGCUGGACGAACUUUCCCGCCAGCGUGCUUUAUGCCGAGGUGGAAGGGAAAUACAGAGACAAGAAUUAGAUGAAAAUAUUGCAAUGGUAUCAAAAGAAAGGCAGGAACUUGCUUCUAAACUUAAAGAGGUUCAAGGACGCCCACAAAAAACACAGAGUAUCAUCGUUUUGGAGUCCCAUGUCGUCUGCUGCACCUUGAGCACCAGUGGUGGUUUAUUGCUCGAGUCUGCUUUUCGUGGGCAAGGGGGUCUCCCCUUCAGUUGUGUCAUUGUUGAUGAGGCUGGGCAGUCUUCUGAAGUUGACACCCUUACUCCGCUCAUCCAUCAUUGCAACAAGCUUAUCCUAGUAGGAGAUCCUAAACAGCUCCCUCCCACUGUCAUUUCUGUGCAGAAAGCCCAGGAGCAUGGCUAUGACCAGUCAAUGAUGGCUCGCUUCUACAAGCUGCUGGAGGAGGACGUGGAGCACAAUAUGAUUGGCAGGCUGCCCAUUGUACAGCUCACCGUUCAGUACAGGAUGCAUCCAGACAUAUGUCUCUUCCCUUCUAAUUAUGUUUAUAACAAAAGCUUGAAAACAAAUAGACUGACUGAGACCACGCGGUGUUCAUCAGACUGGCCGUUUCAACCUUACCUUGUGUUUGAUGUCGGAGAUGGUUCAGAAAGACGGGAUAAUGACUCAUAUGUAAAUGUUCAAGAAAUAAAACUGGUAAUGGAAAUAAUUAAACUUAUUAAAGACAAAAGAAAGGAUGCUACACUCCGAAACAUUGGCAUAAUAACCCAUUACAAGGCUCAGAAGAUGAUGAUUCAGAAGGAUUUGGACAAAGAGUUUGGUAGAAAAGGGCCUGCAGAAGUCGGUACUGUGGAUGCCUUUCAGGGUCGCCAGAAAGACUGCAUCAUUGUUACGUGUGUCAGAGCAAAUACCAUGCAAGGCUCCAUUGGAUUUCUGGCAAGUUUGCCAAGAUUGAAUGUCACCAUCACACGAGCCAAGUACAGCCUCUUCAUCCUCGGACAUUUAAGGACCCUGAUGGAAAAUGAGCAUUGGAAUCAACUGAUUCAGGAUGCACAGAAGCGCGGUGCCAUUGUUAAGACCUGUGACAAAAACUACAGACAUGAUGCCACAAAGAUUCUGAAACUCAAGCCGGCACUUGAAAGAAGCCUGACUCACCCCCUUGCCAUCACCCCAGAGGCGCCCAGGUUCCAGGGUGGCUUGCCUGGCAACAGGCUAGGCAGUGAACUUGCCCAUACAUCGUUUGCUUCUUCCCCGAACUCUGCACCCUCGGACCCCAAGGGAGCCACUGUUACCAUCCCUGCUCAGGGUCCUGAGAGGCCUCUCCUGCAGGACCGGCUGCGAGACCCACGCCUGCUUCGGAGGAUGGGCAUGGACCGCAAAGGGCAAUGCCUCCAGGAGCCACAGCCCUUGAGCCCCCAGCAGCCUGGAGCAGCUCCUCCCUUGCAAGAGCCAGGCUUUCCUGUGAGUCACCAGAAUCUCGGGAGUGUGCAGCCGUCCACUGCCGAAGUAGCUCCUCUGAGCAGCCACAAACUUCCCGGGCCGGGUGACCCUCCGGCUGCUAGUACUGAAGCUUCCACAAGUAAAAGAAAACGUGGCCAGGAAGAAAAUCUCAGCCAUCGAAGAGAGACCAGGGCUUUCAGUGAAGGGGACCAGGAAAAGCAUAGCUCUGAGAGCCAUCACACAGAGAGGAACUCUGGCUGGGACAAGAGGAGACUGGAGGAGGAUAGUUCAAAGAAAAGAAAGCUUUUAUAGUGAAGGCCAAAUGACAUAGACUUUCAGCCAUAAGCGUUAUUGCAGACUUAAGAUAACCAGCUAAAAGGACCAUUCAGAUAAGAUGAUUUUUUCCUAAAAGGAGUUUGUGUGCUAUUGGAAAACAUGGAAAGUGCAUCCACACGCCUGAGCCUGUGGGUCAUCUUCUGUACUUUUUUCAGUUGCAAAAGCUUUCAGAGGGCGUUUGUGUAUCAGUAAUCUGUCCUUGAAGCCGGAGACUGGAAAUGUUGAUCUCCUGUUCUGUAGAGAAGAAGGUCAGACUGGAGUGGAUGUUGUAAAAGUUAAAAUGUAUAUUUGUAUAGCAAAUAACAAAAUCCUUUUAAAAUUUAA